AUGGACGACCUCAGGUCACACCUGCCGCCGCUGAUAGUUCAUAAUGACGUCAGGGACAACCUCGCAGUCGAGUACGCCGAGGCGUGGAAGUACCCUAUAUUCAAGACGACAUUUGCUACGCUGAGCGACGAAAGUCAGCAAUUCCUGGACAUCGGCUGCGGCACGGGAGAUUUCACGCAAAAGUGGAUUUUGCCUUCAUGUGAGCCAUGCAAGAGGAUCGUGGCUGUCGAUGCAUCAGCAAGCAUGCUCAAGUUUGCUAAAGAGAAAUACGCACACGAGAGGAUUGUGUACGAUUACCUUGACAUAGACGAAGACGUGACGGAGUUUUCAAAGAAAUACGGCAGCUUCCAGCGAGUGUACUCCUUCAAGACGCUGCACUGGUCCAGAGACCUUCGCAGCUCUUUGGCCGGUAUCGCUCAACUUCUGGUGCCUGGUGGCGAGUGUCUCCUGUUUUUUCAUGCAAGGAGCUUCCUGUUCGAGUCCUUCAAGGAACUGAGUCGCCUCGAGCCUUGGUCAAGAUAUGCUGGCGUAAGAGUUGCCGUCUUACGGCGUUCUUCAACUAUCUCUUUAUUUCCAUUGUCCUCCUACUACUUGCAUUAA
Molecule: messenger RNA, 600 nt
Organism: Rhipicephalus sanguineus (brown dog tick)
Lineage: Eukaryota; Metazoa; Arthropoda; Arachnida; Ixodida; Ixodidae
Product: juvenile hormone acid O-methyltransferase-like
Exons: 3
Coding region: 1-600 (199 amino acids)
Molecular function (GO): S-adenosylmethionine-dependent methyltransferase activity
Source: RefSeq, a predicted model, not a curated record